AUGCUGCCUGUUGUGCUCGAGACCGAUGGGAUCUCCAUCUUCAUCGCUCUAUUCCGUGCGCUCGUGGACGACAUGGUCCAACGCUUCGUCGCUGCGGGCGUCAACUGUCGAGAAUGGAAGGCUACCGACGCCGUUCCCGCUCGUCUUCUCGUUGUCAAUGCUGAUAUUGUCACCGACCUGGGUUUGUCACGGCGACACGAGGCUGGAGCAAGGGGGGGCAACUUCGUCGUGUCUUUGUUGACGAGUGCCAUACCGUGUUCAUGGACAGCCACUGGCGUCCGCAACUUGCCACCCGAGGGGCUCCCGGACUCGAUCCAAAGCAUGAAAUGA
This is a messenger RNA of Capronia epimyces CBS 606.96, 330 nucleotides long. RefSeq lists its product as uncharacterized. NCBI's taxonomy places the organism in Eukaryota, Fungi, Ascomycota, Eurotiomycetes, Chaetothyriales, Herpotrichiellaceae. The coding region runs from base 1 to 330 and encodes 109 amino acids. The transcript has a single exon. The record is from RefSeq and is a predicted model, not a curated record.